CAAAACGCCUUUCGAUCACAAACCGAGGGCUCUCUCUCAGUGUCUCUCUCUCUCUCUCUCUUUCUCUCUUCUCUGUCUGUGUGAAGCAAAAGGACCCUGAGAUCAUGCCGGUCCCGACGGCCUUCACCAGCGCCUCGAACAUGCUCCGGCGCCGUCUGCUGCCGACGCUCCGAACUCGAGGGGCCGGCUCCGACGGUCCGAGCCGUUGGACGACUCCCGGCGACGUUCCACCAAAGGGCAUACUCUUCAACAGGACACCACCACCACCUGGGCAGUCUCGCAAGUGGGAAGACUGGGAGCUUCCUUGCUACAUCACCAGCUUCCUCACCAUAGUCAUUCUCGGUGUCGGACUCGACGCCAAGCCUGAUCUGACCAUCGAAACUUGGGCCCACAAGAAGGCCUUGGAACGGCUCGAGAUGGAGAAGUUGGCUUCCUCUGGCUCCGCUGAUUCCGAUUGAUAACUUGGAUCCGGGAAAAAGAAAUGAUAUGCAAUAGCCACUCCUUUGAUUGGCUGCUUUGAUCUUCAGCGUUGUCUUUUGCUAAUUCGUUUGAAGCUUCUGAUGCUAAUUCUUCAAGCUCAAACUUUGUUUGACCCUGCUUUCGUUCAUCAAUAAGCAUUUGAGUUAUUUUCCUGCAAUCUAAUGUCUUCCACUCGCAAAUUGGCCAAGCUUUUGCUUGGUGCCGUUCUCUUGUUGAAAAUGGAACUGUUCCGCUGCCAUUAUUGUCUUGCAGGUUAAACAUUCUUGUACAUUUUUAUUCUUCAUGGGGUAAAAUGUCAGUAAUGCAUUUCUUGGA
This is a messenger RNA of Ziziphus jujuba (common jujube), 795 nucleotides long. RefSeq lists its product as uncharacterized. Lineage: Eukaryota; Viridiplantae; Streptophyta; Magnoliopsida; Rosales; Rhamnaceae. The transcript is spliced from 2 exons. The coding region runs from base 105 to 458 and encodes 117 amino acids. The record is from RefSeq and is a predicted model, not a curated record.